Rhincodon typus (whale shark) is the source of this 2802-nucleotide messenger RNA. RefSeq names its product thioredoxin-like 4B (gene txnl4b). Gene Ontology annotation, cellular component: spliceosomal complex; U5 snRNP; U4/U6 x U5 tri-snRNP complex. Bases 63 to 578 code for a protein of 171 amino acids. Gene Ontology annotation, biological process: mRNA splicing, via spliceosome. Lineage: Eukaryota; Metazoa; Chordata; Chondrichthyes; Orectolobiformes; Rhincodontidae. The record is from RefSeq and is a predicted model, not a curated record. The transcript has 3 exons.
GAAUUGUUUCGAAGUAGUCCUAUGACAGUUUACAUCCGGUUCGUGGCUGGCUUUCCCCGCCCAUGUCGCUUGUGAAUUUUGGUUUAACUAUUUUUUUUCGAUUCGCGUUUCCCUUGAACGUCGAGAAAAUGAGCUUCUUGCUGCCAAAGUUACAAACUAAGAAAGACGUUGACCACAUCAUUAAGACCGUAGCAGAGAGGGUACUGGUUCUGCGUUUCGGUCGUGAUCAGGACCCAGUGUGUUUACAACUGGAUGAAAUUCUUUCAAAAACUGCUCAUGACCUGAGUAAAAUGGCAGCUAUUUACCUGGUGGAUGUUGACAGUGUGCCUAUAUACACUCGCUACUUUGACAUCAGUUACAUUCCUUCCACAGUUUUUUUCUUCAAUGGCCAACAUAUGAAGGUGGAUUAUGGGUCUCCAGAUCAUACGAAGUUUAUUGGGUGUUUCAAAACAAAGCAAGACUUCAUAGAUUUAAUUGAAGUAAUAUUCCGAGGAGCAAUGCGAGGAAAGCUGAUAGUACACAGCCCUAUUGAUCCAAGGAAUGUCCCAAAGUAUGACCUCCUUUAUCAUGGCAUCUAAAUGGACUGGCAGUGUGCCGUGGUUUGCAAAUACUUGAACAGAAUGCAAUUUCAAGACAUCAACUGUCCAUUUGUUGAGGAGUAUUGAGAUUUGAUGCAAAGUGGAUAGUCCACAACGUUAAUUGACGAGAAAUUUCUUGUAAGAACUUUGCAAGAAUCGUGAUGAAUGGACUCCACACAAUGAGUUAUGCUCCUCUAUUGUGUAAAAUUUCAGUUUUCUGCAGCUGCAAAUCUCAGCUCAUUGGCAGGUCUGCCACCACAAACUUGCCUUAAAGAUUAGCUUUGGAAAAUUUAUUUGACUGACAAUUGGUGUUUUCCCAAUUAGCACUUGACAGGAAUUCUCUAGAUAGGAGAUUUUCCAAGCUGUGUUUUUCAAAAAUUAUAUCUAAGAAAUAAACCCUGUACAUGGAAAAGGCUAUUGGAAAGGAAGUCAUAAUUUCAACCGGAAGGAGAAAUACGGUUUCUGCACUUACACAUCAUUCGUAUACUAAGGUGAUAGGUUUCUAACCCACUUGUAAGCUCAUGCUCCUUGGUGAAUGUGUUUUUUUUCAAUCUCCAAGUUUUCCUAUGGAGUAGAAGUACUUACUUCUGGAAUGUGGCUUGAACCCACAUUCUAGCACGUCGUACACAGUUCUAAUGUAUGGAUACAAAGUGUCAACAGACACGCCUACUGGUUGUGGUUUUCUCCCCUCAACGUUAUUUUUCUGUCCCAAAUAAGGUUGCUCAUGCAGACAUGUGGUUCAGGAUGUAAUUUUGUGAUGCAUUGAGGAGAUGACUACUCAAGUGUGAACCUACUGUUUCCAAAUUAUUUAAUCAGCAGAGGCAUAAUGUUCUAGCCUAAUCUUGUCCUCACACACCUGUCAUAUUUUCUAUCACUAAGUCAUGAACAGCAAGUUGGUGCUUCCUUCAGACUGUAGAUGGGGCAAGGUGUAAAACCCCUUAGCACUGAGCCAGCUGAUAUCAGCUAACUCAGCAUAGAUCAGAGAAGACUUCCUGUUUGUCAGGCAUACAGUAAUUGGAGCACAAUGAUCUUUGGUCACCUUGCAUGUGAUUAAAAUGUACUCUAUAAUUUUUUUAUUUGUAUUGUGGUUCUUCUAACCAACUUCACGUUUGAAGGUAAAAGUACAAUACUGCAAACAUUGUGCAAGAAUCCUCACUUCUCAAUUUUUUGGUUUCAAUAUUUUAUCAAAUUAAAAUUGUGAGCUGGAAAUUAAUCACAUACUUUAGAAUAGCUUGUGGUGAAGUGAUUGUGGUGUGGAAAAGGGGCUGUUGGAAAAGAAACCAAACAAGCUUUAUUUGAUUAUGAAGCCAGUCCUGAAGGCUAAUUGUAGACUGAUUCCUGAUUAAAGGGGUUCCGAAAAAGACAGCGUGCCCAGGAUUUGGUAAUACAAACAACAUCAGUACUUAUACAAUGAAUGGUAGGGCCCUGGGAAGUGUUGUAGAACGGAGAGACAUCGGGGGUUCAGGUACAUAAUUCUUAGAAAUUUGCGUCACAGGUAGACAGGUUGGUUAAGAAGGCAUUUACAUGCUUGCCUUCAUUGCUCAGACCUUUGAGUAUGGGAGUUAUGUUCAGAACAUUGAGGCCUCUCCAGGAGUACUGUGUGCAGUUCUGGUCGCCCAUUAUAGGAAGGAUAUUAUUAAACUGUAGAGGGUUCAGAAAGGAUCUACCAGGAUGUUGCCAGGAAUAGAGAGUUUGAAUUACAAGGAGAGGCUGGGACAUUUUUUCACUGGAGCAUAGGAGGUUGAGGGGUGACCUUAUAGAGCUUUAUAAAAUCAUGAAGGAUAUAGAUAAGGUGAAUGGCAGGUGUCUUUUCCCUACGGUGUAGGAUUUCAAGACGAGGAGCCAAAUUAAGGAGAGCUGAAAGAUUUUAAAAAGAGACAAUGGACUUUUUUUUUCAAAAGAGAAGCACAAUGAGUUGUGUGGAAUGAACUGCCAGACGAACAGCUGAUGAGGGUACAGUUACAAUAUUUAAAAGACAUUUGGAUAAGUAUAUGAAUGAAAUGUUGAGGGAUAUAUGCCAAGCACAGGCAAGUGGGACUAGUUUAGCUUGGGAUUAUGGUCAACAUGGAUUGGUUGGACCAAUGAGUCUGUUCUGUGCUGUAUGACUAUGACAGUAAGUACUUCCACUGAGAAUUGGUAAAGGAUUCAAACAAUUGUGUGCACACUUACAGGUGCAACAUUUUUCAAAACAUUUGCUGCUUAAAUAAAGAAGAAUUAAUGUGGU